CUCUCUCUCUCUCUCUCUCUCUCUCUCUCUCUCUCUCUCUUACUCCCUCUGUUUCUCUCUCUCUCCCACGCUGUAUCAGAUUCAUGAUCUACACUGUGUAGUGUGUGUGCGUGUUUUUCUAUCCUUCCCCUUUGACUGUGUGUAGGCGGGUGUGUGUGAGGACUCCGUUCCUCUCCUCCAUGAAAACCAUGGAUGGAUUGCGUCUGCCACCACUUAUAGAGGAAGUACUGGACUCCACAGAGGAGGGCAGCGAUCUGAAAGCAGGUGAAGACACGAUGGAUGACCAGACACUGGAGAAGGAGCGUGAGAAAGCAGAGAUAGAGGAAGGAGAGAAAGAGAAAGAAGAGAAAGAGGAGAAGAGCAAAGGGGAGGAAUUAGAGGAGCUGAGAACUCAGAUACUGCACCUGCUGCUGGAGCUGGAGGAGGCACAAGACACGUCACAGAAACACGAGGAGAACAGUACUGAGCUUCAGGGUCUUCUGGAAGAAGAGCGCUUAGCGAGUGCGCACCAGGCCGAGGCCUUCACACGACAGAUCCAGUGUCUACAGGCCCAGGUGUGUUUAGUCCAGCAGGAGAUGGAGGGAGUGGAGCAGCAGAGAGUGGAGCUGCAGGAGGAGGUGCUGACGCUCCAGCAGGCAGCAGAGGAGUAUGAGCUUGAGACCGUCACACUGAGAGCUGAGAUCGCGAUGAAGAGUCAGAGGAGAGAUGAAGAAAGGAGGAGAGAGGGUGAUGUGGAACAGCUGAAGGAGCAGCUUGUCAGUUUAAAGGCAGAGUGUGAGACCUUGAAGGAGGCCAACAGUAAACUGACAGAGAGACUACAGGUCCUGCAGGUGAUCAGAAGUUCAGGUGGUGUUGAAGUUAACGAGAAGGAGGAUGGAGGCAAUCAGACAAAAGUAACUGGUGGAUCAGCUUCUACAAGCAGAUUUGUGGACGUCUGUAUUCAGAAGAAUAUUUCCUUUGAUGGAAAACUGCUCACACCCACAAGUUUGAGCUCAGGGUUCUCAGAGACUCUCUCCCUGAAAGAGCAGCUCAAAGAAGCUGAAGAGAGAGCAGAACAACUGCAGAGGCAGUGUGACGGUGUGCGGACUGAGCUGAGGGAGCUCCAGAACCUUUUUGAGACCAGUCAGAAGGAACGGGCUGAGCUGGAGCUGGAGCUUCUGCACUGUAGGGAGGAGCUAGAGAAACUCUCAGAGGAGAGACAGUCACAGUUCCUCAACGCCUUCAUGAUGCUUUCAUAAGAUCUCUGCACUGAGUCUGCUGUUCUUUCGCUGCCUUUCUUAGGAAUGAUCGUCAUCAUGGCAGUUCUGUGGUGUUGGUGGUCUGAGCUUGCAUCCUGAACAGCAGCAGAGUUAAAAUGGAGUCUGUGGAUGUGCGAGCGCCAACAGUGGCCGUGUUGAGCUCUUUAUGUUUGUACCAUUUUGGACCUUUUGACCCACAGACAGCUGAUAAUUUGACCUUUUGACCUUCUCCAUGACAACAGGGCACUUUGGGCUUUGGGAUGUUUGACCAAAUAUUAUUAUUAUUAUUAUUAUUAUUAUUAUUAUUAUUAUUAUUAUUAUUAUUAUUGCAACUUUAUUUAAACCAUUUGUACAAAAGGUCUUUAAUACCAAACUUAUAUGCGGCUUGAAAUCUAAUUUAAUAUAAUAUCAUCUAUAUGUUUUGUGAAGAUGUUAAUUUAUUCCACUAUUUAUCUUAAGUAUCAUUCUAUUGUAUAAAUCGAUCUGUUCUAGAGUUUCAUCUGUUUUCAGUUAUUUACUUUAGCAUUAACAGAAAGCCUGAAGCGAAACCCAUUUGCUCCCUAACCCUGUGGUGGUUUUUACUAGAACGUCGACGCUCUUCGUAGAUUUAUAGAUUAUUAAAAGAUUGAAUGAUGAAUGAGUUUUUGUUGAUUAAAUUGCUCCAUUUGCACAUAAUAUGCAUUAAAAAUAUCAGAUUACUGAAUAAGAUUUUUUUUUUUAAAAGAUUCAUAUUUGGUUUGUGAUGAAUUUCCAGGUUUGAAUGUCCUUUUUAAACAGAGCAUUAAAGCGUCUGUGUGCGUCGCAGCAUCUCAGCAUCAGUCUGAAGGAUUAAAGUGAGUGAAGUUUAAAUCUUAGUGAAGGUGAAACACGUCUCAUUAAUAAAUGUCUCAUUUACACGUCUUUAUAAAUCGUCUUAUAAAAUAAAUCAUUAAUUCUCUAAUAUUAGUUUCUAUGUUAUCUCCAGCAGGAAAAAAAAUAACUAUUGUGAUUAUUUCUGAUUUAUUUAUCGCACAAUUUUUUUUUCUCUCUAAUAAAUAUGAUGAUCCUUUAAAGUAGAAAAUAAAGAUUUAUAUUUAAUAUUUUCAAUAUGUCUUCUGUGACAUUUUGUUUUUAAAUGCUUUGCAUUUUUAUUUGAAGAAUAUUUUAUUUUGUUUGUUUUAUUCACAGUUGAACAUCAGUGUAAUAAAUCUUGUUUCUAACAUUAUUAAUAUUCAUAGAUUUGUACAUGCGAGUGUUGUAGAUGACGCUCAGAGCUGUUGAUGUGAUGAUGUAGAUUUUUGUGCAUUGUGUGUUGUGAUGCUUGUAGUUGAAAAUGACACCAAUCAAAUCCAGCAGAAGGUUGGAAAAAAAAGCAAAAUAAAGCAAUAUUCCACUUUGCAUCAA
This is a messenger RNA of Tachysurus fulvidraco (yellow catfish), 2621 nucleotides long. Its product is annotated as coiled-coil domain-containing protein 136-like. NCBI's taxonomy places the organism in Eukaryota, Metazoa, Chordata, Actinopteri, Siluriformes, Bagridae. Gene Ontology annotation, biological process: single fertilization; acrosome assembly. Gene Ontology annotation, cellular component: acrosomal membrane. The transcript has 10 exons. The record is from RefSeq and is a predicted model, not a curated record. Bases 180 to 1238 code for a protein of 352 amino acids.